UGCACUAAAACUAGCUCCAUUUAACGCCAACAGAGGUGUGUAGUGGACCGGCGCUGGGGAUCGAGGACGGUCGGAUCAAAGCUGCUCAGAUGUCCCAAUCUUCCUAUGUGAACAAUGACCCAAUCUACGGCCCAGACCGCGCGCGACUCAAUCUUGCCAGCCAUCCCUAUGGCGCUCAGCUCAGAGUGGACGACAGUGAUGGGGGCUGGUUCAAGAUCGACCUCCUCAACACUCACGUGAUCACAGCGUUUGCGAUGCAGGGAUAUGGCGCAUCUGGUUCUCAGGCGUACGUCACAUCGUUCCUUAUUUCCUCGUCCGAUGAUAAUUCCAAUUGGUCGUCGGUAGAGGAUACCCCUGAUCUCCUAAGAUUUUCCCUGGCAACACCGAUAACACUGGGAUUUUGAAGACCACCUUUUCUCCGCCUGUGAUUGGUCGGUACUUCAAGAUCAACACCAAGACUUGCUCUGCAUACUGCACCUUCCGAUUGGAAAUCUACGGCUGUGUCAAUGUUUAAAGAGCCCUACUCAGCCAAACAUUUGUUAUCGUUAAGGCCUGGCUAAGCAUUCAAACAUGUUUGUCAAACAUUUCGUUUGUCGCAAAUGUUUGUAUGUUUAGCCACCCACAAAACAUGGCACUCAAUUGGCUUCCACAACACGUACAGAUGUUUGAACGAGAUCAAAACAUUUAGGUUGAACGCAAAUGUUUUAUCGUUUAGCCACUAACCACACAAAACAUUGCGCGCGCUUCGUGAUUUUAUCGAAUCGCCGCUCGAAAUUCCCAUGGCGCCACUUUGAUCAUUAGCCACUUCGCCAAACAUGCUCCCGCGAGCGUUCGAUUUCAAUGUUUGACAAACAUGAUUGAAUGUCUAUAGAAACAUGUUCUGUGUACAUCUAUUUCCGAUGGGGAAUCUACGGCUGUGAGGCUUCCAGCUUGCCCAAGAAAAAAUCGUUAAUCACCGAGUCAUCAGCCCUGCAUUUGUUAUUGUUUUCGUUUCGUAUCGUUGGAAGAUACAUUAUACAAUAAAAUCUCAAAAUACCCGUAUAAAAACAAAAGUUUUACAUUUACCAGAUUUUGAAAAUAUUGAAAUAGCUUCCAUGCAGAUGAAAAAGAUGCCUUCUUACACUUGGCAUUCUGCUAGAGUGAGAAAGUGUUGGUUAAAAGAGACAUUUUUUUGUACAAACUAAAAUCUGUCUUGUGUCCUAA
Molecule: messenger RNA, 1203 nt
Organism: Nematostella vectensis (starlet sea anemone)
Lineage: Eukaryota; Metazoa; Cnidaria; Anthozoa; Actiniaria; Edwardsiidae
Product: coagulation factor V-like
Exons: 2
Coding region: 90-404 (104 amino acids)
Source: RefSeq, a predicted model, not a curated record